CAUCCUUGAUGAACAAGAAAGACAAACUAGUUUCUUAUCCUUUGUCUUAUCUUUUAUUUUAUUUUUAGUUUUAAUUUUUGUGUACUUUUCAACAAUUGCUGCUACUUUGAUUAGAAGAGACUAUGCGUAAUAAAAGAACUUAGUAGAACGAACUCUGUUCCUGACCAUGUUAAGUCCCUAGUUUCUGUCUCCUUCUUGUCAAAUUUCAUGGCUCCUUCUACUCCAAGACUUGUUGUUCCGGUAGACUUAAAAAAGAAGCCAUGGGAUCAAAAUUUACCUCUUCACAACCGUUGGCACCCACUUAUACCCCCAGUUGCCGAGGUUCACACGGAUGAGCUCUUUCGGGUUGAGAUGGUGGACUGGACUGGAGGAGUUAUUGGAGAUAAUGACUCUGCCAGUGAUGUAAAGUUAAUUGACCUUUCAGUUACCCAUUAUCUGAGUGGCCCAAUUAGAGUUGUGGACAAGGACGGGGUUCCAGCCAAGCCAGGGGAUCUACUUGUAGUCGAGAUCUGCAACUUGGGUCCUCUCCCAGGAGAUGAAUGGGGUUAUACUGCAACAUUUGACAGAGAAAAUGGAGGUGGUUUUCUUACUGACCAUUUUCCAUGUGCAACCAAAGCUAUUUGGUAUUUUGAAGGAAUAUAUGCAUACUCUGCUCAAAUCCCAGGAGUUCGAUUCCCAGGCUUAACUCAUCCUGGAGUAAUAGGAACUGCCCCAUCGGCUGAACUUCUGAAAAUUUGGAAUGAAAGGGAAAGACAUGUUCAAGAAAAUGGCCUUCAAACUCUAAAGCUUUGUGAGGUUGUGCAUUCACGACCCUUAGCAAACCUACCAACAGCUAAAGGUUGCUCUCUUGGAAAGAUCAAAGAGGGCACAGAAGAAUGGGAAAGAAUUGCCAAUGAAGCUGCAAGAACAAUUCCAGGAAGAGAAAAUGGUGGAAAUUGUGACAUCAAAAACCUUAGUAGAGGUUCAAAAGUAUACCUUCCUGUAUUUGUGGAAGGGGCAAACUUAAGCUCAGGUGACAUGCACUUCUCUCAGGGGGAUGGUGAAGUCUCAUUCUGUGGAGCAAUUGAAAUGAGUGGUUUUCUAGAGCUCAAGUGUGAUAUUAUAAGGGGUGGAAUGAAAGAGUACCUGACACCAAUGGGGCCGACUCCUCUGCACGUAAACCCAAUCUUUGAGAUAGGUCCAGUUGAACCAAGAUUCUCAGAGUGGCUGGUUUUUGAAGGCAUCAGCGUUGAUGAAAGUGGGAGGCAGCAUUUUCUUGAUGCGACUGUAGCGUACAAGCGCGCUGUGCUCAACGCCAUUGACUACCUUCACAAAUUUGGAUACUCAAAGGAACAGGCUUAUCUGCUGCUGUCGUGCUGCCCAUGCGAAGGAAGAAUCUCUGGGAUUGUUGAUUCGCCUAAUGCUAUGGCUACCUUGGCAAUCCCCACCGCCAUUUUCGACCAGGACAUUCGCCCACAACCGAGCAAAGUUCCAAUUGGACCUCGACUGCUUAGAAGACCAGACGUCCUGAAAUGCAGCUAUGAUGGGAAUUUGCCCAUCACCAAGAACCCCAGCGCCACAACUUAAAACAUGGGUGGAUCCUUUCAGUUUCUUCUUUCUCUAUUCUCUUUUUGUUUAUCUGUUUGAAGUGAAGGUCUAAAUUGGAAAGGGAAUAACCCGUUACUGUUUAUAACAAAUUAGUUAUGGUUUGGCUUGCUCUAACAGUUCUAAAGUAAAAGAUACACAAAAUCUGAACUUAUAUAUUGGUUCUCCUUUGCUACUAAACCCCAGGGGUCCUAAAAGAGAUGCCUCGAGAAAUCUCCUCGAGCUUCUUCCGCCAAAAUUUUUCCAUUCUCCAACUGGCAGGUGCAUAACAGAAGGCUACAAGAUCAAAUGUUGGAUUGGAAUCAGUAAUAAAUUGAAAGAGUACGAUGGUGUGGCAGAGAUGGGCACUGGAUUCCAAAGGACCAAAGCCAAAGAUCUAACUCCACGCUUAGAACCUGCAAAAACCCAAAUUCUUUUACUCCAUAUUUUCCAAAAGCAUUAGCAGAUCGAGGGAUAGAGAUGGGAUCAUGGGAUUUGUUAUUUUUCAUGUUUUUGUUUGCUGCCAGGAAGUAAAAUAUACUUCCAAUGUUCUUUUGAACAAAAAAUCGGAUGCUGGGAUAGUGUAGUAGAUCGAUAGCUUGAAAUUUGUCUAAAGAUAAUUUAACAAGGAAA
Molecule: messenger RNA, 2196 nt
Organism: Benincasa hispida (wax gourd)
Lineage: Eukaryota; Viridiplantae; Streptophyta; Magnoliopsida; Cucurbitales; Cucurbitaceae
Molecular function (GO): hydrolase activity, acting on carbon-nitrogen (but not peptide) bonds, in linear amides
Source: RefSeq, a predicted model, not a curated record